This is a messenger RNA of Trichomonas vaginalis G3, 1137 nucleotides long. RefSeq names its product WD40 repeat-like family. Gene Ontology annotation, biological process: peptidyl-serine dephosphorylation. Lineage: Eukaryota; Parabasalia; Trichomonadida; Trichomonadidae. The transcript has a single exon. Bases 1 to 1137 code for a protein of 378 amino acids. The record is from RefSeq and is a predicted model, not a curated record. Gene Ontology annotation, molecular function: protein phosphatase regulator activity; protein binding. Gene Ontology annotation, cellular component: protein phosphatase type 2A complex; cytosol.
AUGUCACGCUGGGAUAAAAAAUGCGAAUUUUCUCAAGACAAAGGCACCCAAAAUUGGAUAACAUCUACCUCUGUCUCGAUAUCAGGCAAUAUAAUAUGUGCAGGAUCAAUGUCAGGUCAAGUUUUUGUUUUUGAAAAAAGAAUUACAGGCGGAUGCUGGGACCAUGUAUAUACAUGGGGUGCAAACACGAAGACCAUUGAUGUUAAAAUGCAAAAAGAAGUCAAUCCUAUUAUUAUUGAUACAGAAUUAUUCCCAUCACAAAGAAAAUCUCCACUUUUACUUACCUCAGGUCAGCAAGACAUUCACAUUUGGUUCAUAUCCGAUAAAGUAGAACCAGCAAUACCAAAAGACUUUGUUGCUCAAGGUAUUACAUUCCCAACUAUUACAAAGCGUGAGCGCUUCAUUACAACCAAUGAAGUAUGUCGUCUACAAGCCAGAGAAGGUAAUACUAUAUCAGCCUCUCGUGCAUGUAAUGAUGGCAUCUCGUUUGCUUACGCCGAAAAUAAAGAUGUUAUAAUUGGUCGCUUAGAUUCGUUAAACAGAAACGCCACCAUAUUCACCAACGAAAAUCAGCUUACCCGUAUUGAUUUUAAUCCAAAAAGUUGCGACAUUUUACUUGCAGGCGAUGUAAAAGGAAAUGUUAACAUUAUAGACUCAAGAGUUGCUCCCAAGUUAACUACUCCUACCUCCCGUGCAUCCUGCAUCAAGCCUCUCGCAGGACAUCACUCCGCAAUUACUGAAUGCAAAUAUUCUCCUGACGGAGUUAAUCUUUUCUCUCGCCACCCCAGCGACAUAAUAUUCUGGGACUCAAGGAACAUGAAAGAGCCGGUCUCCGUGAUCUCUCUUGCUACUGAGAGCCAAAGAAACCACAUGCAAGGAAAUGAGCCAUUUAGAUGUGGUUGGUUCGACGAAAAGACCGUUGCAACAGGAAAACUCGGAGGAGAACUAAGUCUUGUUACGUCCGCAGGUGUCAUAGAUACAGUACAAACAGGACAAAGAAGAGGAGCUUUCUUUUUCUUGAAGGAUAAGAAGAGAUGGGACCAUGAACACGCUGUAGCUGCCGUUGACUGCUUGAAUGGAUCUGUGGCAGCUGUGGCCAAUGGAACAAAACUAUACAUUUACGAUUGCAAGCCUUAA